AUGGGAGGAGCAGUAGAUCCAGGAGCAAGUUAUAGUAAAAAGACAGCAUUCAUUUAUAUAUUCAACUUGGUUGUUGGUAUUGGUGCACUUGGUCUCCCUUUGGGUGUAAGACAAGCAGGUAUUGUACUAGGUACUUUGUUUCUAGCAUUCUCUGGUUUCUUGGCAUAUGUAACAACACAAUGGAUUAUAGAAGCACAAGCAGCAGCCAACUUUAUCUUAAAGACUAAAGAAGAUGAGAAUCAAGUUCUAAUCAAUCACGAAUCAUCACCACCCAACGUAGCAAAUGAUUUUGAAAUUGUUCAACGUACCGAAGUAGGUUUCAUGGCAAAGCUAUUUCUCGGUGAUAUAGGUCAUAAGAUAUUCUAUGUUAUUUUAAUUAUUUAUUUAUUUGGUGAUUUAGCUAUUUAUGCAGCAACAGUACCAACUAGUUUGGCAACUGUUACUGGUGGAUUUUCGAUUGGAUCAAUUCAUUUUACCGAUGAUUCUGUUUAUUACUUUUAUCUUGUACUCUUUGCAAUGUUUGUCGUACCAUUUUCAAUGUUUAACUUUCAAAAGACAAAAUACCUCCAAAUUGCUACACUCUUUACUCGUAACUUGGCAUUCUUUUUAAUGAUUAUCCUAGCCAUCAUCUAUAUUGCCCAAGGUAAUGGUGCCAAAUCAAGUGAACUUCCAAUGUUUGAUAUAACUCAUCUACCAAAAAUGUUUGGUGUUUCAAUUUAUGCUUUUAUGUGUCAUCAUUCUUUGCCAUCAAUUAUUACACCAAUUGAAAAAAAGAAUAGAUUACCAUAUCUUUUAGGAUUUGAUUUCAUUGCUAUUUUCAUUGCCUAUGCUACAUUGUGUAUUACUGCUAUGUAUGCUUUUGGAAAUGUAACCAAUCCAACAUGUACUCCAAAUAAUAUUCAUACAUUUAUUCCAUGUACUAUUCAAUCACUUUAUAUUUUUAAUUUUUCUUCUUAUAAUAUUAAAAUAUUUGCAGACUUUUUAGCAUUAUUCCCUGUAUUUACAUUAUCAACCAAUUAUAUUUUAAUUUCAAUUACCCUUAGAAAUAAUUUAAUGCAAUUGAUUAAAUACAAAGAGGAUACAUCUAGACAGUUCCUGCGUGGAGCUAUCUUUUCAGUGGUAUCAUCUCUUGUUCCAAUUGGCAUAGCAUUCAUCACUAGAAAUGUAGAUUUCCUCGUCAGCAUUACCGGAGGCUAUGGUGGUUUGGGUAUCAUAGAAAGAAAGAGAGAGAGAAAAAGGGACUAUAAUAUAUUAAAAAAAAUGGAUUCUAAGGAGAUACAAUGGGCAAAGAAACUAUUAUUAGAUCGUAAACAAUUAAGUUUUGAAUCGUUUGAUGAUUGGAAGAAUGGAGUGUUGUUGCUAAACAUAUUAGAGAUUAUAACGGCAAAGAAACUGCCGUCAAAGGGGUACCCCAACCCAAGAAGCAGAAUUCAGUCGAUUGAGAACAUCAACAUUUCUUUUGCCUUUAUGGAGUCGUCUGCAUUGAUGCUUCCCAAGUGCUCACCACAAGACUUUGUCGAUGGCAAUGAAAAGAGUAUUCAAAGUAUCAUCUACAGACUCUACCUAUUGUCAACGGGAAAGACAAGUUCUGCAUUAUUCUAUACUACAAAGCAGCAGCAACCUACUACCAGUACUGGUAGUAGACAUAUUAAUAAUACACCAGUCAACAGUAGAGGAAUGAUUCAUUCAGAAUCAACAGAUAGUUUGGGUUUUGAACCUAUCCUCAAUAGUAUUAAUUCUAUUAUUAAUACUCUCAAUAAUAAUAGUAACGGUAAUAAUAAUAAUAAUACUGGUGCAGUGGUUGCAACGGUUGCUGGUAGUCGUGAUCAACAACAAGAACUGUCAAUGUCAUCGAUGGGAGCUUCUUCUUCUUCUUCAACCUCAUCCCCAAUAUCAUCCACAUCCACUACACCAAUUCCAAGAUCAACAUCAAGUGAUUUUAAACAAUAUUCAUCAAACAAACCAAACUUAUCACCCGCUAUCCCAUAUAAUAAUAGCAAUACAACGACAAUACCUCCAAGACCUCUCUCGCGUCCACCUUCUAUUCAAUCACUUGAUUCUUCAUCAUCCAAUGAAAUCAAGAAAUCACCAUCAAUCAAUUCAUUGUCACCAUCCAGUUCACCUGAAAAGGAUUCGAGUAUAAAGAGAUGGAGAACAAUCAAUCAAAAAGAUAGACCACAAUCUGGUACUGGAUUUAAUCUUGCUGGAUCUAGAACCAGUUUUAUCGAUAUGAAAUCAGGCAACUCUCAUGAUUUUAGAAAGAGUUUGGCUCAAGAGUUGGAACAAGCUGACAGUAGUCUCUCAUCUAGCACAAUCACUCCAACGAUUCAACAACAAAAGCAAUCGGCAUGGUUCUCAACCAAAGCAGGUAGUACCGAUAAAUUGGUUAGAAGAAAAGUAUAUUUAAAACAAAUUAUCGAUACUGAAAGAUAUAGUGAUCCUGAACUAUUACCAACCAUUAUUCGUUGUCAAUGUAUUGUUAGAACUUGGAUUGCAACUAGAAUUGUUAAAAAAAGAAUUAAAUUCCAUAAUCAUAGAAAUAGAGUAUUUAAAGAAAUAUUAUCAUCAGAAGAGAAUUAUAUGGGAGGAAUUGAAAUGAUUGUAAAUGUGUUUUAUCAACAAGUUGUUUGGAAUAAUAAGGUGUCACCAACUCCAUACUUGACCCAAGACCAGAUAAACACUAUCUUUUCAACAGUCAAGGAAAUAUAUUCUUUCAACAGAGAGUUGAUUACCCGACUACGUGAACGUUCAAAAAACUGGGAUCAUCGUCAAAAGAUUGGUGAUAUUUUUGUGACACUUGCUCCAUACCUCAAACUGUACAAGACCUAUUGUCUAAACUAUGACACUGCCAUUGAAUGUCUCCAACAAGCCAAGAAAAACGAGACAUUCAAGUUGUUUAUCAAGGCUUGUCUAGACCACCCCGAAAACAAUAUGAAGCAGAGUCUCGAGUCGCUGCUCAUUACGGUCGUGCAGAGAAUCCCAAGAUACAUUCUCUUGUUGCAAGAUUUCUAUCGUAAUACUUGGAAAGAUCAUUGUGACUAUGACAGUUUGGCAUUGGCACUCAAGAAUGUGCAACAGGUUGCCGACGAGGUCAAUUCAUCCAUCAAGAUGGCCGAGUCGCAGAGCAAGGUGUUGGAGAUCCAGAGAUCUCUGAUUGGAUGGGAUGAAGAGGCCGAAUUGGUUCGUCCAUCACGUCACUUUAUCAAACAAGGGUUGGUCUAUCAGUGCCAGCUCGAUCAGCGAUUCCAAAAGGACAAGGAGGAGCUUGUCUGCUUUUACUUUAACGAUGCCAUUUUGUUGACCGAGAAAAAGGCCGACAAGUAUCAACUCAAAUUCUUUUUCGAAACUGCACAUCUCCGUGUCAAAGACGUUGAGGACAGUGCUGUCAUCCAAAACGCUAUCCAUCUCAUCUACAAUGGAACCACUGCCUUUGUAUCACUCCACACCCCAGAGUUGAAAAAAGCAAUGAUCCAGUUUAUCGAUAAAUCAAAACCAAGAUCAAGUAGACUCACCGUUGAUAUUUCCGAUGCAUCCACUAUCACAAACAUGGCAAAUAAUGCUGCUUGGUUCACAGUUCAAAUCAAGAAAACUGAAAGUAAAAAAAUUCAAGGAAAGAAACCUUUUACUGUAUAUUAUAUUGAUAUAUUAAAUGAAAGUACAGGAGAACAAUAUACAAUAGAAAAACGUUAUAGUGAUUUUGAUAGUUUAAAUAACAAGUUGAAAAAGAAAUUUUCAGAUUCCAAUUUGAAAGAAUUGCCAAAGAAACAUCUUUUAAAUAACCUUGGUACAAACACGGUAGAGUCACGUAGAAUCAUUAAAUACCUUUUGCAAUUCAUCUCUCCCAAAGCAAAUCUUCAGAAAUCAACUUCCCAAUCUUCAAUGGCCGAUGAAGCAUCAUCAAUUAAUAAUAAUAAUAAUCCCUCCCUCCAAACUCAACUAUCUGAUGAUAAUUUAAUUCACAAUAACGAGGAAGAAGAUUAA
Molecule: messenger RNA, 3981 nt
Organism: Cavenderia fasciculata
Lineage: Eukaryota; Evosea; Eumycetozoa; Acytosteliales; Cavenderiaceae
Gene: gxcAA
Product: pleckstrin domain-containing protein
Exons: 10
Coding region: 1-3981 (1326 amino acids)
Molecular function (GO): protein binding; guanyl-nucleotide exchange factor activity; phosphatidylinositol binding
Source: RefSeq, a predicted model, not a curated record